CCCGUUCUAGCUUCUAUAUCAAGCUGAUGCCAAGCCAUCGCCAAGGAUACACAACAGAGCUUGGUAUGUCUGGCAGCCGCGGAAUUGGGGCGGAGCCCAAAUGCUAAGACUGUAUAUGGCAUUGCUUGCGUUAUGCUAAUUGCGCGGGCUAUGAUACGCUUCGUUCAAUUCUCGUGAUAUCAGCGCCCAGUAAUCCUGACGCGUAUACCUCUCUCUCUGCUUUGGAAAUGACCAUCUACUAUAUAAACAAACACAUAUACGGCAUGAACCUCUCGGCACCUUCAGCAAUUUAUUCCCUUUAUCUAUAGCGAGCAUGUUGCAAUUCCAGAAUUCCGUGAGGACACGAUACCUCUCAUAUUCCUUUCUACUCUAUCUGGCCUCUGUUUCAGUCUUGCCAAAUCUUGCAUUGGCACAGGACACUAAUCUUGACUGGGUCAGCUUUGAUCGCAGUCAAUUCGACGGAAAUGCUGCACUCGAUACGGAAGGAAAUGUCCAAGUCUUCUGGAAGACCGGAGACAACUACUCGACAUACGGAGUUGCCUCUCGAUCCGAGGGUUAUCUCGCACUCGGAUUCAGCGAGACUGGCGCAAUGACUGGUGCUGAUAUUGCCGUUGGAUACAGAAACAGUGAUGGAGAGUUUGUGCUUGAGAACCGCCAUGCAACCGACUUUGUCACCCCGGAACUGUCUGAUGACCAAACCAACAACAUUCGGCUGAGAGAAGGGUCCCAAGAAAACGGAGUGACAGCGUUCGUGUUCGAGAAGAAGAACAGGGCAGAUUGUCUUGAGAACCAAGUCGAUGUCUCGACAGACUCCUGGCAGUGGUUCAUAUACGCCUUUUCCGACGAGAACACUUUUGCCCAGCACGGGCCUGGUCACAACGGAAAGAAAUACAUCAAGCUAGGCACCGGAACGACGAUUUCGGUCAACGAGAUCCGAGAUAUCGACGGUGCACAAAACUUCACCAUCGCCCAGCCUGAGAUGACCAUUCCUACCCAAGAGACCACCUAUUGCUACACCCUCCACAAGCUGCCCGAGGGCAACAAGAACUUCAUCCUCGGCGAGCGCCCUUCGUCUUCCAGCGACCUGCUCCACCACCUCGUCGUCUACGCAUGCUACGACCUCCCCGACUCGGCCAAAUCCAUGGUCGGCGAGGACCCCAACUGCGACUUCGAAAACUUCUCCAACCCAUGCACCGGCUUCGUCACCGAAUGGGCACCCGGCAUGACCGGCCGCACCUUCGAGCCCGGCUUCGGCAAGCCCUUUGGCUCCGACAGCUACGAAUACGUCAUGUUCGAGACGCACUACAACAACCCAGACGGCCUCGACGACGUCUCCGCCACAGCCGCCUACACAUUCCUCUACAACGACGACCAAGUCGACACCGAAAUCGGCACCCUCACCCUCGGCGACUACCAAGUCGAAGGCUGGACCCUCGAGCCCGGCCAACCCCUCGUCCCACACUCCACCGUCUGCACCCCCGAAUGCACCUCCCGCUGGCCCUCCGCCGGCAUCACCGCCGUCAGCGUCUUCUUCCACAUGCACCAGCGCGGCGUCAACCAACACGUGCAAAUCAUCCGCGACGGCGUCGAAAUCAGCCCCCUAGCCUCCAUCCGCAGCUUCGAGUACGGCUACCAGUUCUCCAAGAGCAUCGCAGAAGUCCAACUCCUGCCCGGCGACAAACUCAUCACCAUCUGCGAAUUCGACACUUCUGCCGACGAUACCCCGGUGCCGGGCGGGCUGGCGAGCAGGGACGAGAUGUGCUUUGCCUGGGUCGACUAUUAUCCUGCUAACGGCGUUAUUGUCUGCUCGCAGCUUGAUCUCGGCCAGGCGCCGGAUAAUCCGCUUAAUGGCACGGCGGCGCUGUGUCUGGAUGCGUAUAAUGAUAGUAUGCCUAUCUAUCCGUCGGACCAGAUCGACGCGUCGUUUACGCCGUUGGAGGAGAGGGGGAAUGCUUGUGAUGUGUCUGGGGAUGCCACUACAGAUGAAGCGCCGUCGAGUGCGGGACCGGCGGGAGCGAGUCCUACGACGGGCUCAGCCUCUUUAUCCAAGGGGUUGCCGGUGCUUUUCGGGGCUGUGGUUGUUGCGGCGACGGCAUUGCUUGUUACUUGUUAAUCCUAUUCAGAUAUUGCAUUGGAGAGCGCGCGCGAGAGAGAGAGACACUAUAGAUUCCAUGAAGUCCACCCUCAUCCCUUGUAUGUAUUCUUUUGAACCUGGAAUUUAUAUUUAAAUAUAUCAUAUGUACAUGGCUGGCAUGGACAAACAGUCCAAAACACGCUAU
Messenger RNA from Pseudovirgaria hyperparasitica, 2279 nucleotides. Its product is annotated as PHM/PNGase F. The record is from RefSeq and is a predicted model, not a curated record. The transcript has a single exon. Gene Ontology annotation, molecular function: copper ion binding; dopamine beta-monooxygenase activity. Lineage: Eukaryota; Fungi; Ascomycota; Dothideomycetes; Acrospermales; Acrospermaceae. The coding region runs from base 314 to 2113 and encodes 599 amino acids.